CCCCCUCCCAGAUCUUCUCGGUCCUCUCGACACUCUGCAGGAUGGACGUCGUAAAUCAGCUGGUGGCCCAGGGUCAGUUCAGGGUGCUGAAGGUUCCUCUGGGCUUCAUUAAGGUCCUAGAAUGGUUCUUCGCCAUCUUUGCCUUCUCCACCUGUGGCAGUUAUUCCGGGAUGUUCAAGAUUGCGGUGGAGUGCAAGAACCGGACGCAGAGCGACCUGAAAAUAGAGGUGGAGUUUGAGUAUCCCUUCAGACUUCACCAGGAGUAUUUUGACGCCCCCACCUGUAAGUCUGAGAAUAAAGAACCGAUUUUCCUGGUUGGUGACUACUCCUCCUCGGCCGAAUUCUUUGUCACCGUCGGCGUCUUCGCCUUCCUGUACUCUACGGCGGCUCUCAGCAUUUACGUCUUCUUCUUUGACAAGUACAAGGAGAACAACAAGGGCCCACUGAUUGACCUGGGAGUCACCGGAGUCUUUGCCUUCAUGUGGCUGGUGAGUUCGGCAGCCUGGGCCAAAGGUCUGUCUGACGUAAAGACUGCGACCAACCCGGAUGAAGUCAUCACUAUGAUCCCCGCCUGUAAAGAGGAUGAGAACAGCUGCCGUGAAGUCCACGACCCGGUUAUGUCUGGAUUGAACACCUCUGUGGCAUUUGGUUUCAUUAACCUGGUCCUGUGGGUUGGCAACCUCUGGUUCGUCUUUAAGGAGACGGGCAUCAUUGCUCCCUUCAUGCGGGCUCCGCCUCCUCAGGCCAAGCCUGCCGCACCUGAUGCCUACGCCCAGCAGGGAGCCUAUGAGCAAGACCCGUAUGCCAGCAACCAGGGAGGCUACCAACCUGACUACAGCCAGCAGGGAUACAACCAGGAAGCGCAGUAUGGUCAGGGCUAUGGCCAGCAGGGGGCGCCCACCUCCUUCUCCAACCAGAUGUGAGCUGACAGGAAGAAGGACGAGUCGGAGUGAACCAACAGUGGGUCGCCUGCAACCAACCCACAAUGUGACACUCCUGGCUGCAAAGUUAACGGGUGGGGUGGGG
Messenger RNA from Oreochromis aureus, 1026 nucleotides. RefSeq names its product synaptophysin a (gene sypa). The transcript is spliced from 8 exons. Gene Ontology annotation, cellular component: synaptic vesicle membrane; presynaptic active zone; synaptic vesicle. The record is from RefSeq and is a predicted model, not a curated record. The coding region runs from base 42 to 923 and encodes 293 amino acids. NCBI's taxonomy places the organism in Eukaryota, Metazoa, Chordata, Actinopteri, Cichliformes, Cichlidae.